Messenger RNA from Triplophysa dalaica, 3257 nucleotides. RefSeq names its product solute carrier organic anion transporter family member 1C1-like. Gene Ontology annotation, molecular function: protein binding. The transcript is spliced from 15 exons. Gene Ontology annotation, cellular component: membrane. Gene Ontology annotation, biological process: sodium-independent organic anion transport; transmembrane transport. Bases 94 to 2148 code for a protein of 684 amino acids. The record is from RefSeq and is a predicted model, not a curated record. Lineage: Eukaryota; Metazoa; Chordata; Actinopteri; Cypriniformes; Nemacheilidae.
UGUUAUAACAUUGAAUGAUAAGGCAUUACCUGUGAGCAAAGUCCCUUCGUCUUCCAUCCAUUCUGAGGGGAGCAGACAACAGCACAGGGCAUCAUGAGCGUGGAAAAGAAGGCACGAGAGCCAUGUUGCUCCAAAUUAAAGAUGUUUCUGUUUGCCAUGUCCUGUGUGUUCUUUGCCAAAGCCUUUCAGGGAAGCUACAUGAAGAGUUCCAUCACACAGAUCGAGAGACGCUUUGACAUUCCCAGCUCUCUGAUAGGGGUCAUUGAUGGAAGUUUUGAAAUUGGUAAUCUGCUUGUAAUAGCGUUUGUCAGUUACUUUGGUGCUAGGCUUCACAGACCUCGGCUAAUAGGAAUUGGAUGUUUAAUCAUGGCUGUAGGAUCCUUUAUAACGGCCAUGCCACAUUUCUUCCAAGGACCGUAUAAAUAUGAGACAACACUUUCACAUUCCAUCAACCCCAAUGGGACAGAGAGUGCCCUACCUUGCUUAGCCAAUGGCAGUCUUCCACAAGAUGAUGAAGCUUCCAGAGCAGAUAAACAAGCAGAGUGUGAGAAAGCUGCCGGCUCAUCCUUAUGGAUCUAUGUCUUUCUCGGGAACAUGCUUCGUGGUAUCGGAGAGACCCCUGUCAUGCCUCUUGGGUUGUCCUACCUAGAUGACUUUUCAAAAGAGGAAAACACUGCCUUUUACUUGGCUUGCAUACAGACUGUGGGAAUUAUGGGGCCCGUGUUUGGAUUUAUGCUGGGUUCAUUCUGUGCCAAGCUUUAUGUGGACAUAGGAGCCAUUGAUUCAGAUACCAUCACCAUCAACUAUAAGGACUCCCGUUGGGUUGGCGCCUGGUGGCUGGGGUUUAUAAUAACUGGCGUGGUGAUGUUACUAGCUGGAAUUCCCUUCUGGUUCCUUCCCAAGUCUCUUCCAAAGCAAGGUAAGAGUGAAGCUGAGAAGAAAUCAAACGCCCAGGAGGGUGAGCAGGACACUUUCAUUCCCGACAACAACAAACAGAGCUCCAAACCAGUGGAGGUCUCAAUGCGCGAUAUGGCUAAAGAAUUCCUGCCAUCAUUGAAGCAACUCUUCAGCAGCUCAAUUUAUAUCCUCCUCAUAUGCACCUCUUUUGUGCAAAUAAAUGGUUUUAUAGGAAUGAUCACAUUUAAGCCAAAAUUCAUGGAGCAAAUCUACGGCCAAUCAGCAUCAAGAGCCAUCUUUUUGAUAGGCAUUAUGAAUCUACCGGCUGUUGCCUUGGGAAUUAUCACAGGAGGGAUUGUAAUGAAGAGGUUCAAGAUAAAUGUUCUUGGUGCGGCGAAAAUGGCCAUUGUUGCCUCUCUUUGUGCUUUUUGUUGUAUGCUUGUACAAUAUUUCCUGCAAUGUGAUAAUUCGCAAGUGGCUGGACUGACUGUGUCUUAUCAGGGGACUCCACAGGUUUCAUACCAGCAGAAUACUCUGAUCUCUCAGUGUAACACCGGUUGCUCUUGCUCUCUCAAGCAUUGGGAUCCCAUUUGCGCCUCCAAUGGCAUGACCUAUGCCUCUCCCUGCCUUGCUGGCUGCCAGACCUCCACUGGGUUUGGCAAGGACAUGGUUUUCCACAACUGCACCUGUGUUGGAGAUUCGCCUCUUACCCAUGCAAACAUGUCGGCAGUGCUGGGGCAAUGCCCUCGCAAGGCAGACUGUGACUUCAUGUUUAAAAUCUACAUGGCGGUAACAGUUGUAGGCGCCUUCGUCUCUGCUUGUGGGGCCACACCGAGUUACAUUAUUCUGCUCAGAUCAAUUAAACCAGAGCUGAAGUCUUUGGCCCUUGGUAUACAGACUUUGACUGUUCGGACUUUGGGUGGGAUCCCUCCACCCAUUUAUUUCGGAGCCCUAAUUGACAGGACGUGUCUUAAAUGGGGCUCAAAGCGAUGUGGAGGUCUAGGGGCAUGUCGCAUUUACGACUCGGUUGCCUUCAGAAAUACUUUUCUGGGUCUUAUUUAUGGCCUUUACAUUUUGUCCUACCUGUUUUGGGGGGUCCUGUACAACAGACUGUCUCAUCGUCAAAAGAAACUUGAUCUUAAGAACCAAUUAAACCAGGAUGACACUGCUAGAGCCACCAAUGGUAGUGGAAAGGCCCCAUCAGCCAUCAUCAAAUGCAAUGAAAAUCCUGACCAGGAGACAACUAUCUGAAUAUAGAAAAUCUCUGCACAGACAAAGUCAAAUUGUUUGUUUAUUAUUAUACAUUUAAGAUGAUAGACGUGGUAGAAGUAUUAGAUGCAGGUUGCCGGGUUAAACGUCUUCACUAUGUUGUGCUAGUUUAAGACAUUUCACGUUUUACAAGUAUCAUAUCAAAACCAAGUAUACAAGUAAAACAGUAAGUAUUUAAAUGGAGAAAAAACACAUACAUUGUAUGCAAUGUUUGUAGUUAAAGAAGACAUGUCCUCAUUUGUUUAAUGUAGUUCCUCCGACCAUUGUUACAUAGAAUCACUCUUAUAGUGUCAUAUCAUUGUAAAGUUCUCAUAUCAUGUAAAAAAAGAGGUGGAUUUUUGUUGUUUUCUUGCACUUAUGUUUUUCUAAAUUCAAAACACUAAAUAAAACAAAAGCACAACCAAAACAGACAACCAAUUCUAAAAUCAUAAUUCAAAAAACAGAUCCUCAUAGGAUGUGGACACUUGGAUCCAUGUGUUCUAUGUUUCAUGGCCCAAGGAAAGAAAUACAUCAUUCAAGGCAUUUAAAGGAUCACAUUUUGUGUGUGCGUGUGUGUGUUUUUUGUUUGUUCGUGGUCAUGCAGCAAAUGCAGGACUAUAGUUUUAUUUUGUGUUCUCCGUUUGGGUCCAGUAAAGGUGCAUUGGAAAGUAUUGUUACAAUCUUUACUGUGUUCAUAGCCAUGAUUUUUUGACCUCUCAAACAUCUGUAAAAUAUGUGUGGAUGUUAUAUAUCAAAUUGAACCGGAGAACCUGUUAAUAAAAUCAGUUAUGAAAUGCAAAGCAAAUGUUAACAUGACGUUUAAUCAAAUAAUAAGCUAGGUUUGUCUUCUGUUCUGUAAAUGUUCGUUUUUUACACAGAGACGCACAACUUUUACUGUCACCCCAAGAUAAUGGUGGGAAUGUAUCAUAGUGAUUACAAUUCACACCUGUACCUUCUAAAUGUAUCAAAAUAAUGUUUGCCUUGCAACUAACCUCACUUAUCCUCCCGAUAGAUUCUGGUUACAUAUAUCUGUCUGCUUUAUCUUAUUUGUAUACAUUGCAGCGGUUUGUAAUUCUCUGUGUCGAAUAAAGUCUCACGUCCAUGGAAGUAAA